AUGCAGAAAAUGAGGACCAAAGUAAAUAAUGCCUCGGCCGUUGCAUUCAGCAAGAAUUUGAAGGAAAGAGGGCCAAUUCCACACAGAGGGCAGAUUAAAAUGAAGAUUGCGGCAAAGGCAAUACAGUCGCUCGUGUCUAUAAUGUCAUCAUCUUCGUCUCACCAUUUGGGUACGCCGAGAAAAAGAAGCUAUAUAUUGACAUGCUACCUUCGUCCAAGUCCACUUUCUCGAGCUCAAACAAUUGUGGCUAAUUUACUCGACCAUCAUCAACAAGAACAACUUAAAACAGCUGAUGAUCAGAUGAUAGCCGAAGAUUGUUUUUUCAAUGACCUCUAUUUUCUUAGACCACUUUGA
Messenger RNA from Striga asiatica, 354 nucleotides. NCBI's taxonomy places the organism in Eukaryota, Viridiplantae, Streptophyta, Magnoliopsida, Lamiales, Orobanchaceae. The record is from the annotation of a GenBank genome assembly.